UUGUCAAAGUCAGGUGUUGAAUGUUAAUUGCUUUAUGUCAAACUGAAUGGAAACGAGAAUGCGAUUAAAAUAAUUAAAUUACUUUAGAUUUAAUCAUGUUUUUAUGAUUUUAUUAAGUGUGAGAAAUAUUACAAGAUGUUUACUUUAAUGGGCGAGCGGGUCUUACAUAAGUGCCUCAAAAUUUUGAGGUUAACUGUGGCCGAUUUCAGCAACUUGCCCGAUAUAAAGAAGUUGAAUGCAGUUAGGACCGUGGAAAAGAUAAUAGAUAAUAAUACAAGCAUCUUUAUCGAGAGUCCUAUACAUGUUAAAAUCCAGCCAAUUGACGUGGACGAUCUAAAAGCUCACAACAAGCUGACCAUGACAUUGUACAGUCAAGGCAAAGAAACAAGUGAUUUUCAAGUGAAACAGACUUCCAAGCGAUUGGAGUUAUUCAACAAGAAUACUGCGUCCGAUAGAAACGACGUCUGUGUCAUACAGGUACCAUACCAUCUAAAAGUCCAGGUUACAACAACAGAUUAUGCAUCUGUGCAUCUAGCCAAGUUAGAAGGACAGGAGUUUGUAGUUAAAACACAAAAAGGAACAAUUAAUGUUUCUAAUCUGAAAGCCAAGAAUAUUGUGGUGGAGAGCAUUGAGGGUGAAAUUAAAUCUGAAGGAAGUUUACAAGCUAAUAAUAUAGAAAUAAAAACUGGCCUUAACUCUGGUAUAACAUGUAACAAUAUCAUGGCGUCUGGUUGCAAUGUAACAACUCAUGCUGGACCAAUAGUAGUAAGGUCAUGUUACUGUUGCAAAUCACAUUUCACCACAUUGAUGGGCAACUUGAGGCUUGACAACCUGCACAAAUCAGUGAUGAUUGAUGUCAUACAGCAAGGUAAUCUGCACAUCACAGGCUUCUCAGGCAACUUGCAGGCUUCCUUGAAGAGUGGGGAUGUGUACAUGCAUGCUUCACAGUUUAAAGACAAGAGCAGUAUUUUCAUACAUGAGAAAGGAAAAGUUGAGCUUCUGAUGCCAGAUAUAUUGAAGAAUUUACCUGCUACCAACUUGAUAGCAGAGAAAAUACUAGUUGAUGAAAAGAUAUUGAAGUUAGGCCGAUUUAUGGAUGACUCAUAUCCAAAGAGGUUCCGCUUUGAGAAAGAACCACACGAUGAGUUGCAUGUAGUUUGUAAGAAUGGCUCAAUUGAAUUGAAGGAAACCGACUUACCAUUUUUUCUGUAGUAAUCUGUUUGAUAUGAAACAUGUACAUUAGGUUAUAUUGGAUUUAUACUGUGGAUCUUCAUGAAAGUGCUUGUUACUUUUUUAAAGAAGUUAAUGUUACUUUAUUAAAUGUAUUUUUAACAUUGUGAUGUGUUGGUCAUUUGGUGAUAAUAAUGUAUUUAAAUUGCAAUCAUGUAGAUUAUAUUUCUCUAUCUUCAUUUAUAUUGUUUCUGCUGUGUGGGGUUUCGUUGUACAUGUAAUGUACAUAUAUUAAAAUAGGGGUGUGCAUUUAUGUAACUACAAUGUGUAAUGUGUAUCUAAUAUUAUCAUUGUUGUGUCUUCCAUGAACCACUCAUAAACUAUUUAGGAUACAUCAUUAUUCUCAGUAAUGUUGAGCAUAAGGUAAUAAAUAUAAUUUUAAAGAGUAAUCGUUAAUGUAUUCAAUAUUAUAUUUGUUAGAGUAAGGAGUACUGCCAAAGUAACAUUUGUGUAAUACAAUUAUUGUAUUGUAUUAAAACUUAUUCAUGCAUUUACACCUAGCAUUUGAAGUAUUGUCAAUUGAAAUUAUAUUGCACAGUGAUACAUUAGAUGAUUUAUUUUUGUAGUUCCUCAAUAAGACAUUAGUGUACAUGCUUGUUAUGUCUCAAUACUGCUAGUCCUUAUUCAUUUUUAGAGUAAAUACAUAACUAUUCUUAUAGGACUUUAAUAUGUAAGUAGUUAAUCAAUAUUGUUAUUUAUUCAGGUAGUGAAUUGUUAAAAAGACCAUUAAAAUAAAAUUGAUUCAUUUUA
Spodoptera litura is the source of this 1980-nucleotide messenger RNA. RefSeq lists its product as uncharacterized. NCBI's taxonomy places the organism in Eukaryota, Metazoa, Arthropoda, Insecta, Lepidoptera, Noctuidae. The record is from RefSeq and is a predicted model, not a curated record.